This is a messenger RNA of Truncatella angustata, 2532 nucleotides long. Its product is annotated as FAD binding domain-containing protein. The transcript has 3 exons. The record is from RefSeq and is a predicted model, not a curated record. Gene Ontology annotation, molecular function: FAD binding. Bases 472 to 2385 code for a protein of 637 amino acids. NCBI's taxonomy places the organism in Eukaryota, Fungi, Ascomycota, Sordariomycetes, Amphisphaeriales, Sporocadaceae.
AUGAUCUGGGGCAGCCAACCUGGUCUAACUAAGCAUGAAUUGAGUACUAUCCGUGACAAAAUGGUAUCCAUCAUUCGUCUACAGGCGUUUCUCAGUGGAGUCCACCUCUAUGUUUGUCUGCAUGGUCCAAUUACGUGCUCCAUUGUUCGGGGGCUCGCUCUCUCGCGCCUGCUUUUUGCUCUUGCCGAAUCAUAAGCCGUUGGGGAUCCUAAGUCACGACUUGGAUUAGUACAAGACACUUACACUUCUCUCGGAUGCCAGCUCGGUUCGUGAAACUGGGCUUUUGCUAAAUCUUGAUAAAUAGGGCUCGUCCGUCUCAUCUGGUGUCACGAGUUGUUAAUUUGACGAACCAUCCAAUUGGGUUUUUUUUUGCUACUACAAGCAAGAGAAGUGCCUGUGACCCUCAUCUCUUAUUGGUACUCCUGACGUCAAUACUUGAGUUAUUAUCUACCUUUCACUACCGUGGAAAACAUGGAGACACAACCGGCGAAGAAGUCGGCGCCGCCACAUUACGAUAUAGUAAUCGUCGGAGCUGGUCCAGUAGGGCUCAUGCUGUCCACAUGUCUAGCGAGAUGGGGUUACAAGAUUAAACACAUUGACAACAGAUCAGAGCCAACGCCAACUGGACGAGCAGAUGGCAUUCAACCAAGGUCACUUGACUUACUGCGUAAUAUGGGCUUGAAAUCUGCUAUUAUGGCUCACAAGCCUGCCAGAGUCUAUGAGGUCGCGUUCUGGGAUCCUCCAAAGAAUGAUAGCGGCAUUGUUAGAACGGGUACUUGGGCCAGUUGCCCCAGUUUUAUCGAUGCAAGAUACCCUUUUACCACACUCCUUCACCAAGGUCUUAUCGAGCGGGUGUUUAUCGCAGAUCUUGAGAAGAAUAACACCAAGGUCCAAAGGCCAUGGACUAUCACUGGCUUCAAGUCCGACGAGAAGGAGAACCCGCAGUAUCCUGUCGAGGUCAACCUGAAGCAUAUUGAUGGCACUGCAGAAGAGACGAUCCGCGCAAAGUACCUGUUUGGCGGUGAGGGUGCUCGAUCUUUCGUGAGAGACCAAUUGAAGAUUGGUAUCACUCAUAAAGAUCCUAUUGCUCAUGUUUGGGGCGUCAUGGAUGGUGUUGUCAAGACUGAUUUCCCAGAUAUCAAGAUGAAAUGUACGAUUCACUCUGAUCACGGCUCUAUCAUGGUCAUUCCGCGCGAGGACAACAUGGUCCGCUUAUAUAUUCAAAUUGCUUCUUCGACGGAUCCCGACUUUAACCCGCGCAAGACGGCGUCUAUAGAGGAAGUCCAAACUUCUGCGAAGAAGAUUCUGGCGCCCUACACCAUCGAAUGGGAAAGAGUCGAGUGGUACUCUGUUUAUCCCAUUGGCCAGGGUAUCUCAGACAAGUACACUCUGGAUCACCGAGUAUUCCUGGGAGGCGAUGCAUGCCACACGCACAGCCCCAAAGCCGGUCAGGGUAUGAACACGGCCUUCCUCGAUGCUCUGAACUUGGCCUGGAAGAUUCAUGCUGUGGAAGCCGGAUUUGCAGACAGAGAACUGCUGAAGACCUACGAGCCGGAGAGAAAAGCGGUCGCUGAGAGCUUACUGGCUUUCGACAACAAAUAUGCGAAGCUCUUCUCUACAAAGCCCUCCGCGGAUACCGUCCAGGCAGCUUCAGCAGACGAGAAGGCUGAGGAUAACGACUUUAUCAAAACCUUCAAGGAGUCUUGCGAGUUUACCAGUGGUUACGGUGUAGCAUAUGGUCCCAACUCAAUCAACUGGUCGCCCGAGCAUCCCGCGAAAUCCCCAUUGCUCCACCCAAAUGGCAACAAGCUACGUACUGGCCGUAUCAUGAUGAAUGCUGAUGUGACGCGGGUUGUGGAUGCCAACGUGGUUCAUCUCGAGCAACAAAUCCCACUCAAUGGCUCUUUCCGCAUUUUUGUCUUCGCCGGCAACCCGUCCGUAACAAAACAGGCAUUGAGAGAUUUCGCGAAGAGCCUGGCCGACAAACGUUCUUUCUUCGGGGCCUACCAGCGCACAGACAUUGACUCCGUUUCCCACCACGAUAGUCUUAACCCACACAGUCUAUUCUUCUCCUUCUGCACCAUCUUCGCUGCUCAGCGCAGCAAGAUCGAGAUUGCCAAGGACCUCCCUGAGUUAUUGGCGAGGUACCGAGACAAUGUCUUUGCUGACGAGCGGUGGGACCGCCGCGUACCUGACGCCAAGGCUUCUGCUCACGCAAAGAUGGGUCUGGAUGAGGAGAGAGGGGGUGUCGUUGUAGUUCGCCCUGAUGGCUAUGUCGGUGCCGUCACCAGCUUGGUCGAGGGAAGCGGCACGGUGGAUGCGCUCAAUGAGUACUUUUCUGCAUUUGUUACCAAGAAGUUGGGCGAGACGCGAUCUCAGCUGUAAGUCUUUGGGAAUGUCCAAUAUACGAGUAUACGCGAAGGAGAACAGUUCUCGUUUGAAUUUAUUGCAUAGCCAGAGCGGGUAUUGUAUACACUCAUAUAACUUCUGCUAGCGCAAAUGAUUUGCAUACUUCUUAUUCAGAUUUAAUAU